Messenger RNA from Apis mellifera (honey bee), 1728 nucleotides. RefSeq names its product adenylate kinase 8. The coding region runs from base 372 to 1526 and encodes 384 amino acids. Gene Ontology annotation, cellular component: cytoplasm. Lineage: Eukaryota; Metazoa; Arthropoda; Insecta; Hymenoptera; Apidae. Gene Ontology annotation, molecular function: AMP kinase activity; ATP binding; nucleoside diphosphate kinase activity. The record is from RefSeq and is a predicted model, not a curated record. Gene Ontology annotation, biological process: nucleoside triphosphate biosynthetic process. The transcript has 8 exons.
AUUACAGGAAACAGACAAAAAAAUGCAUACUAUGUAUGCAAAUUUUAUGUCGUAUAUGGAGAAACAUCGUCUAUAUGAAUUAUUUUAUGUAAAUAAUUUGUAUUUCAUAAAUAUUAUUCUUAAUUUACUUUCAUUUUAUUUCACAUAAAAAAAAGAAAUAUACACAGGAAAUGGCAACUCAAUUAUUGAUUCAAAAACCUGAAGACCAUCUUGUAUUUAUGAAACAAUAUCUUCAUCUUGCUGCAAAAAAACUCAAUGUAUCCAAUAUUAUUUUAAUUGCACCUGAAAAUUUUGGUAGGUUAAAUUGAAUUUCUAUAUAUAAGUUAUUUAAGAUCAAAUUAUAUUUUUUGAGAGUAAAAAAAAAAUAUUUUAUGUAUACAGAUAGAAAGGCAUUAGCCAAAAUUCUUCAGAAAGAAUUAGGUGUAUUUCCUUUGAGCUUGAAAGAUCUUCGUAAAGUUUAUACUCAGCAGGAUGAUACUUGUUAUUGCGAGGAAUCAGAAGAUCUUGCACAUGCAAUGAGAAAAGUAUUAGAAAGCGGAGCUUUUCAUGAAAGUGGAUGGUUGCUAUUUGAUUUGCCGAGAACGAAAAAAGAAGCACGAAUAUUUCAGCGUAUGGGUAUAAUACCGACACAUGUAAUACAACUCAAAGUUUCAAAUGAAUAUGUAAUUUAUUUUCAGGAAAUCGAAGUAGGUAUCAGAUCCAUUGAAGAACUUGGAAAAGAUUGUGCAAAACUAGCAAAGAUAAAGAAACAUUGUGGAACACCAUCACUUUUUCGUAUUGCAUUAAUUGGCUCUAGGGGAUCUGGUUGUAUUACUGUAGCAAAAUACCUAGCUGAACGAUUCAAUCUUGUUUAUAUUGAUUAUGAUUAUAUUGCAGAACAGGCGCGUUUACAACAAAAUUCUUUAGGAAAAAUGCUUCGAUUAUUUGAAGAAGAAUGGGGUGAAAGACCCAAACCUGAAAUUAGAAUUCAAAUUGUUGAAAAAUAUAUAUCUGAGUAUGAGUGUUUGAAAAGGGGUUGGGUUUUAACGGGUUAUCCAAAGACUGUAGAAGAUUUUAAAUUAUUUGAUUUGAGUCCUACCCCUCCAAAUAGAGUAAUAUUUAUGGAAGUAAAUAGCGACAUCUGCAGAGAAAGACUACUCAAUCGUCGAUACAAUAUUGUCACAGGAAGUAAACAUAAUUUAUCUUCAACAAUCACCGGUAACGAUGACGUUAAAUUAGGUGUUCAUCCUAAAGAUUUCAGACUAAAUGUUGAACGAGAUAUACAAGAAUAUGAAGAAAAUGUGAUUGACAUGAUGGAAUAUGCAGGCGAAUCUGCAAUAAAAAUUGAUGGAAACGAUGAAGAAAGAAUUGUUCGAGAAAAAGUAGAAGCAAGUAUAAUGCAUCCAAUUCUAUCCUGGCAAUCAAGAAUACCAAGACCUCCACCUAAGAUUGAUCCAAUGAGCAUUGAAUUUGAUCCUGAUGACGAACCUGAUUCCAGCGUGUUUGAUAAAAUACGUGCCCCUGAACCGAAGUAUACUUUUAUUUAACUUACAAUUAAUCAGCUAUCGAAAAUAUUUCAUUUUCAGCAAGAAUAGGAAUUGGGAUGCUCCUAGUAUAUUCUGUUAUCCUAACGCGCAGAGCAUCUUAUUUUCACAAUAUUAUAGCAUUUAUAUGAUAUCAUAUACAGAUUUUCUAACACAUUUAACAUUUAAAUCUUUUUUUAUAAUUUAACUUUCAUAGUAUUUAAUA